AUGGCAAGACUUGGUCGAACUUAUAAAAUGAGACAUAACAAUUUGUCAUGCAACGGUACAAUUAUCAUGUCCAGUUGGCCCAAUUUCCCCCCAACAAAAACAAUGACUCUUCUGGCAAUGGGCACUCAAGAAGAAGCAGCCGAGGCUUACGACAUUGCUGCAAUCAAAUUCCGAGGCCUAAACGCAGUGACAAAUUUUGACAUGAGCCGUUACGAUAUAAAGAGCAUAGCGUGCAGCAAUCUUCCGAUUGGAGGCUUGAACAACAAACCAAAAACGUCAUCCGAAUCUUUAUCGGAGAGUAAAAGUUUCGACGGACCUCACUCAGACAUUUCGUCGAACACGUAUUCUUCCCAUCCUCCAACAGCUUCCACCCUCAGCUUUGGAUUGCCCAUAAAGCAAGAUUCUGCAAAUUCCUGGUCUAAUCCUGCCGUUUUUCAACCCUUACCUUUCAGCAUGAAUUUCCCAACAAAUUUAUCUGUGAAUGAAGCCAGCAAGAACAAGACUGAUCAAGGGUUCUUCAAUGGAAAUUACUGUCAGCAACAGGAAGGAAUUGCUCUAAAUAGUAACAGUAGUAGUGCUACUACUGCUGCUUAUGAUGGAUCUGUAUCUACUACUGUGGGAAAUUGGAUUUCACCAUCUCUGCAAUCAUUCCAGGCUGCAAAAUCGAAUCUAUCAGCAUUGCAGACGCCAAUAUUUGGCAUGGAAUGA
Molecule: messenger RNA, 708 nt
Organism: Olea europaea var. sylvestris
Lineage: Eukaryota; Viridiplantae; Streptophyta; Magnoliopsida; Lamiales; Oleaceae
Product: AP2-like ethylene-responsive transcription factor AIL5
Exons: 3
Coding region: 1-708 (235 amino acids)
Biological process (GO): regulation of DNA-templated transcription
Molecular function (GO): DNA binding; DNA-binding transcription factor activity
Source: RefSeq, a predicted model, not a curated record